CAUUACUGCCGGCCGCCUCACCACCGCAGAUCUGUGUCGCCGUCACCGGCCGCAGCCACACCACCGCUUCCACCGCAGACACACCACCGCGUUCGCCAUUGCAGCGCCUUCCACCAUCCCGCACGCCAUUGCAGCGCUCUCCGUCCUCGCUCAGUCGCUCCUCAGUCCUCACUUCAGCGACUCAGCGACUCAGCGGCGACCGUACGGGACUCAGGCACUCAGCGACUGCAACUCACCUCAGCACCUCAGCGGACCUCACCUCAGCCCUCUACCCUAACUCCUCGGCUCAAGAUAUGGACCGGAGUUGGAUGUAUGAAAAUCGCACUACAUUCAAAUACGUGCAAGGGGUUCAAGAGUUUAUACAAUAUGCUGAAGAAAAUAGGAGUAAAAAGGCGGAAGAUUAUAUUGUGUGUCCUUGUUGCGAUUGUAAGAAUUUGAGAAGAUAUCGUAAUUCUGAUGAAGUCAAGGCUCAUUUGAUACGGCGUGGUUUUAAAGAAGGGUACAAUAGAUGGAUAUGGCAUGGUGAAAGCUUACUUCCUAGUACUAAUGCAAGUAUUCCUAGUACUAGUGCAAGUAAGGAAACUCAUAUAAAUAGUGAAACUCAUGCACAUAGUGAAACUCAAGCAGAUAGUCAAACUCAUGAAGAUAAUGAGAAGAAUAACGCAUCUCAUGUUAGCAAUGAUGAGGAUGAUGAAGAUAAUGACCGGAUAGAUAAAAUGAUGCAUGAUAUGCAGGAAGAUUUUAGUGAAAUACCUCCUGAACUUAAAAGUUUUUUUGAAAAUGCUGAAAAACCUUUGUUACCUGGAAGUACUAAAUUUACUAAGUUAUCUGCCGUGCUUAAAUUAUAUAAUUUGAAAGCAAAGAAUGGAUGGAGUGAUAAGGGUUUCACGGAAUUAUUAGAACUACUAAAAGUCAUGCUUCUUGGUGACAAUGAACUCCCCAAUUCAACUUACGAAGCAAAAAAAAUAGUGGGGUUACACAAGUACCAUUAUCAAAAGAUUAUUCAACUGCUAAGGAUACUAAACCAAUUGAUGCUACUAUGUCUUAUAUAUUAUUAA
Messenger RNA from Ipomoea triloba (trilobed morning glory), 1058 nucleotides. RefSeq lists its product as uncharacterized. Bases 294 to 1058 code for a protein of 254 amino acids. The transcript is spliced from 2 exons. NCBI's taxonomy places the organism in Eukaryota, Viridiplantae, Streptophyta, Magnoliopsida, Solanales, Convolvulaceae. The record is from RefSeq and is a predicted model, not a curated record.